This is a messenger RNA of Rhizophagus irregularis DAOM 181602=DAOM 197198, 896 nucleotides long. RefSeq lists its product as uncharacterized. The record is from RefSeq and is a predicted model, not a curated record. Lineage: Eukaryota; Fungi; Glomeromycota; Glomeromycetes; Glomerales; Glomeraceae.
AAGAUUUUCAUUAAAAUCUUAAAAUCUACGAUAUAAUAUAAAAAAUAUCAAUAAUAAUCAAUUAAUUUCUUUAAGCUUUAAUCUUUAAUUCUUUAUUAAUAUUUGACAUCAUGAACAGCAAAAUCUUUACCAUCUUUACAAUUCUUUUUGUCUUGCUCGCGACAUUUGUAACCUCUAUUCCAAUUGAGAAGCGUGCUAAAAAAGUUAUUCAUGUAACUUCUCCAGGAAAAGGUCCAUGGGCAUUAAAAUCAGAUCAAGUUGUUAGUUGGUGGUGCAACGAAUGUAAAUCAGAUGAGGAUGUUAUCGUUCGAAUUAUCCAGAAAAAAUCAUCUUCUUCUAAUGUUGAAGUUUACAAAAAGGAUGGAAAAAAUGCUUUUGAUGGACAUCUUCAAUUUACAAUUGGAAAAGAUUGGGAUGUUAAGAAGAAAUAUUUUGCCGAAGUUACACUCAAAAGUGAUUCUAAAGUUGUUGGUAAAGGUGUUGAAUUUGGAAUUUUUAAACCUUAAAUGAUUAGAUUAUUCAAAUUUAUAUUUUUUUUGCAAGAAUACUAUUAGAAUAGAAAUUAAUUUUGUAAUAGUAUAUUUUAUGUCCAAUUUUAAUAUUAGAUCAUAUAAUAAGUAAUAAUAAUAAAAGAUUUUAAUAUGUUAUGAGUAUAUAUUAACUGCUAAUUAUUUUAUUGAACUAGCUAGUGCAAUUGAUAAAAGCUAUCGUAAAUCGUCAUAUGGAUUUAAUUAUAAACUUUAAUAUUUUAAAACUAUUACUGCUAAUAUAUUAUACGUAAAUAACCAAUUAUACCUUUUCUUCACAUUCGAUUCCAAACAGCAAUACAUCACUACAGCAAUAGAAAUAUUUCGUUAUCAAUCUUUUGAGUAAAUUUUUACGAUUUUAAUAAAUUU